AGUAUGUUUUUUUCAACUUUUAGCUCACCCACCACUGUCCACGUGUUCAAUAUUUCUUAUUUUUUCGUCUCAUAAAUAAUGCACAUGCAUUGUUAUUUAUAUGAUUUUUCAGUGCAAGUUUUUUAGCUCAUGAUGAUGAGUUCUUCUGUAUAUUAUUUGGUGUUCUUGUUGUUGGUUUUGGGUGCACUUGAUGGUUGCAUGGCUAGCCCGAUUGGGUUGGGUUCGAGAUUGUUGGCUAGAGAAGAUCGAGCCUGGGUUUCGGAUAAUGGUACCUUUGCAUUUGGGUUCACUCAAGCGGAUGCUCGUGAUUGGUUUCUGUUGGCUAUUUGGUUUGCUGACCUUCCUGGAGAUCGCACUGUCGUUUGGUCACCUAAUAGAAACUCUCCGGUCACCAAAAACGCAAUUUUGGAGCUGGACACCACCGGCAACCUCGUUCUCACCGACGGACACACCACCGCAUGGAUGUCAAACACCUCCGCUUCCGGUGCCAAUUCAGCACUCAUGUCAGACUCCGGCAACUUCAUCCUCUACUCCGGCACCACCACCAACCGCUCCAUACUCUGGCAAAGUUUCUCCCACCCGUCAGAUACUCUCCUGCCAAACCAGCCUUUAACAGUCUCUCUCGAACUAACAUCACCAAAGUCACCGGUCAACGGUGGCUAUUACUCUCUCAAAAUGUUACAGCAGCCCACCUCACUAAAUCUUGCAUUAACGUAUAAUUUACCAGACUCAUACGAUGAUUCUCCUGAGUCUUACGCAAACUUUUCUUACUGGCCUGGACCUGAUAUUUCCAACGUUACAGGCGAUGUUGUGGCGGUUUUGGACGAAGCAGGAAGCUUCGGAAUUGUAUACGGCGACUCAUCAAACGGAGCUGUUUACGUGUAUAAAAAUGACGGGGAUUACAAUGGACUGUCGUCUUCUAAGAAUCAAUCUACUCGGUUGGCCAUUCUUCGGAGGUUAAUCCUUGAAACGAAUGGAAAUUUACGUUUGUAUAGAUGGGAUAAUGAUGUUAAUGGCUCUCGUCAAUGGGUGCCGGAAUGGGCGGCGGUUUCGAAUCCGUGCGAUAUAGCCGGCGUUUGCGGGAACGGGAUAUGUAAUCUGAACAGAAGUAAGACCAAUGCUUCGUGUACAUGUCUGCCUGGUACUUCUAAAGUUGGCAAUGGCAUGGAAUGCGGAGAGAAUUCGUCGCUCAUCGGGAAAUGUAAUUCGCCGCGCGUAAAUCAGACGGCGGAGUUCAGGAUUACGGCUGUGCAGCAGACUAAUUACUAUUACCCUGAUUUUUCGGUCAUAGCAAAUUAUAGCGAUAUUACGACAGUUUCGAAGUGUGGUGAUGCUUGUUUGUCAGAUUGUGAGUGUAAGGCCUCAGUUUAUGGUCUGGAUGAUGAGAAGCCUUACUGUUGGCUGUUGAGAAGCUUGGAUUUCGGUGGAUAUGAGGAUCCGGGGUCCACCUUGUUCGUCAAAGCUCGAUUGAAUGGCUCGGAAGGCGAUAAAGACGGGUCCGGGAUCUCAAAAGAGAAGGUUUUGGUUCUUCCUAUAGUUCUCAGCAUGAUGUUUCUUUUUGCCCUGCUUUGCCUGUUGUUGUAUUACAAUGUGCAUAGAAAAAGAAAUCUGAAAAGAGCUUUGGAGAGUUCUAUGAUUCUGUCAGGUGCUCCUAUAAAUUUUAGCUAUCGUGAAUUGCAGAUUCGCACCUCGAAUUUCUCACAAAUUCUUGGAACAGGAGGAUUUGGGAGUGUGUACAAAGGAAGCUUAUCUGACGGGACUUUGAUUGCUGUAAAGAAACUAGACAAGGUUUUACCUCAUGGGGAGAAGGAAUUUAUAACUGAAGUGAACACCAUUGGCUCUAUGCAUCAUAUGAACCUCGUUCGUCUCUGCGGAUACUGCUCUGAAGGAUCGCAACGGCUUCUUGUUUAUGAGUAUAUGAAAAAUGGAUCCUUGGACAAAUGGAUAUUUCCUUCAUAUACUAGCCGCGAGGCUCGGGAAAGAUUGCUGGAUUGGUCAACUCGAUUCAGUAUUGCUAUUGCAACUGCUCAAGGAAUAGCAUACUUCCACGAGCAAUGCAGAGACCGGAUUAUACACUGCGAUAUAAAACCAGAAAACAUACUAAUAGAUGACAAUUUCUGCCCCAAAGUAUCAGAUUUCGGACUUGCCAAGCUAAUGGGUAGAGAACACUCGCAUGUUGUUACAAUGGUAAGAGGAACUAGAGGCUAUUUAGCUCCAGAAUGGGUUAGUAACAGACCUAUAACCGUAAAAGCCGACGUUUAUAGCUACGGAAUGUUACUUCUAGAGAUCAUUGGCGGGAGAAGAAACCUCGACAUGUCUUAUGAUGUGCAGGACUUCUUUUACCCUGGAUGGGCUUUCAAGGAGAUGAUGAAUGGGAUGCCGAUGAAAGCAGCAGACAGAAGGCUCCAAGGGGCAGUCGAAGAAGAAGAGCUUAUGAGAGCGCUAAAAGUCGCGUUUUGGUGCAUUCAGGAUGAGGUGUCUAUGAGACCUUCAAUGGGAGAAGUAGUGAAAAUGUUAGAAGGAGCAAUGGAUAUGACUGCUCCACCAAUGCCUCAGACAGUUCUGGAAUUGGUUGAAGAAGGUUUAGAAAAUGUGUUUAAAGCCAUGAAAAGAGAAUUCAAUCAACUUAGCUCCUUCACCAUUACCACCACUCAUCCAUCAACUCAUGCUACUUGUAGUUACUCAACUAUGUCACCCAGAUAGCCUCGAUUAAAGGGCUCUAUUCACCCCGUCAUCUGUCGAUAGAGCCAAUAAUAUUAUAACACAUCAUUACAUCAUUGAAUGAAUAUGUGAAAAUUUUGAUUAA
Molecule: messenger RNA, 2806 nt
Organism: Mercurialis annua (annual mercury)
Lineage: Eukaryota; Viridiplantae; Streptophyta; Magnoliopsida; Malpighiales; Euphorbiaceae
Product: G-type lectin S-receptor-like serine/threonine-protein kinase At5g24080
Exons: 5
Coding region: 130-2703 (857 amino acids)
Biological process (GO): recognition of pollen; protein phosphorylation
Molecular function (GO): ATP binding; protein serine/threonine kinase activity
Source: RefSeq, a predicted model, not a curated record